AUGCAAAGAACUUUUGGUAAACACAUUCUCCAAUUCCCGGAUUUUUCGAAACCAUUCGUACUCACCACUGAUGCCUUACAUUAUGCUCUAGGAGUCCUAUUAUCUCAAGGCGCCAUCGGAACCGACAAACCAAUAGCUUACGCUAGUAGCACUUUAAAUGAUGCAGAGACCAGAUACAGUACUAUCGAGAAGGAACUGUUGGCAAUAGUAUGGUCCGUAAAAAUAUUUAGACCUUACCUAUAUGGCGGAAAAUUUACCAUCUUCACGGAUCAUAGACCUUUGGCGUGGUUAAAUUCUAUCAAAGAACCCAACAGUAAACUCACGAGAUGGAAGUUGCGGCUUGCUGAGUUCGAUUAUGACAUCGUUUAUAAAAAUGGGAAACAAAAUUUCGUUGCCGACGCCUUAUGCCAUGUUAAGGUAAACGCCCUGGGAGAAGACCAAAAAUUAAUGAAGGUUAACGUGGAUAAGGAUGAACAACGGUAA
This is a messenger RNA of Parnassius mnemosyne (clouded apollo), 483 nucleotides long. The record is from the annotation of a GenBank genome assembly. NCBI's taxonomy places the organism in Eukaryota, Metazoa, Arthropoda, Insecta, Lepidoptera, Papilionidae.